Molecule: messenger RNA, 1209 nt
Organism: Caenorhabditis bovis
Lineage: Eukaryota; Metazoa; Nematoda; Chromadorea; Rhabditida; Rhabditidae
Source: the annotation of a GenBank genome assembly
AUGGGGAGGUGCUCCUCCUCAACGAUUCUUUGGAUCGCCCUGCUCAUCGGAGCUUCAUUCUCAACUAAAGUCGAUGUCGAUCUUAUCAAUGAGACAAUUCGCAACCUCAUGCAUUUCAAGUCGAUCGGUCCCAAUGACACUUUCUCCUUCCACCGCCCGUCUCAAUACCUUUCGAACCAUAUGAAGAAAUUGUACGACGUGAUUGUUGAUGAAGACGGAAUUGAUGACGGAAACUUGGUUCGAGCAAUCGAGCCUGCUGUUGGUAAAUUCUCAGGACAAGAAGUUCUAGUGUUCGACAUUGACGGAUUCGAUGCUCAGGAAUCUAUAAUGCGCGCGGAGUUGCACUUCAAUUUGCGACGUCGUGAUCCGAUGGCUCGACAUCGCUCUCGUCAGAUUCGCGCCAGAGCACUUUGCAUCAACGAAUAUUGCCGCGAGCAGAAUCUUCGCAAAAUUCAUAGUACCAAUGAUGAUGAGCACGAAUAUAAGGUGGUUUGGGAUGCGACGAAACCAGUCUUUGAUUCUUAUCAUCUUGAUGCUAAGCAGGUCGUUAUUCGGAUUAGCCGCGAACACACCAGAAUGCGUCCAUAUUCUGAGAUGGUCCGUCGUAGUUCGCCAUUCCUCGUGAUUUAUUCACAAGUCAAUCACACUCUCGACACGAAUACCGUAAUCCGACAGGCGGAACAGGCGAAGCGCAAGCGUCGAGAGAUUGGAAGAGAGGAAAUGAAACAAUAUUAUACAUAUGCGUCAAUUCCACUUGAUGAGGAUAACAAACCGCCAAAGAAAAAAGUGAAAUCGUUUAGUGGCGAGAUGUCGUCGGAAGACGUGUGGAACGGCUUCGGAGAAGAGUCGCGCGAGGAUCGAGAAAAGAACGAGCUCGACGAUAUGGCUAAUGAUGUUCGUGUGGUGCUUCUGCAAAACAAAAAUAAAUGCCACAAAGAAGGAACCUUGUUGAGCAUCAAACAAUUCGGAUGGGAUGAGUGGCUGAUCUCGCCUAAAACAAUCGAGACGUCGUUCUGCAAAGGCCGUUGCACUAAGCCGCUCUCGAAAGCAUCCAAUCACGCGCAGAUGCAAUCCCUUUUCGCUUCCGAGCCCAUCUGCUGUGCUCCAUCCAAUCUCAAAUCGUUGAAUCUUCUUUAUCGCGACGAAAAAGGACGAACAACCAUCCGAAACUAUCCGAGAAUGCUCAUCGGCUCGUGCUCGUGCCUCUAA